AUGAAGCGUAUUCUUGUCUAUCCUAUAUGGUUAACAUUUUCAAUAUUUCAGAAGACGGAAAAUACUUCAUGCAUUUUUAAGGAUAUGCGAGCACGUAUAAAAACUAAAAUCAAGGACAUUAAUUUUAAUGAAUUUAUUUCAAGAAAAAGAUUAUUUUCAUUAUGUAAGUCUGUUUUAUUGAUUUCUUAUGUCGAGUAUUUUCUUUCAGCUAUUAUUUGUAUUUCCUGCUUAAAUAUUCUUCCUUGUAUGGCAUUCAUCAAAAUAUUUAUCGUUUUGCUUUAUGUAUUGUUACUUAUAUUUCCAAUCACACGGGUCUUUUUUCGUCCUUCGCUACCUAUUAUUUCAUGGUUAAUUCUUUUCUAUGCAUGCAGGUUCAUUCCUUCUUCUAUGAGACCCCAUAUAUGGAUUUCGAUUUUACCUACCUUGGAAAAUAUCUUAUAUGGUGCCAGACUAAGCUCUUUGCUUUCGAAUCAUACUCAUUUUUUUUUGGAUAUUUUAGCAUGGAUUCCAUAUGGAAUUGUUCACUUUGGCGCACCAUUCGUUACUGCGAUUGUUAUAUAUCUUUUUUCUCCUUCUGGAACACUUCCAAUUUUCGCGAAAAGCUUCGGAUAUUUAAAUUUAAUUGGAGUAAUUAUUCAACUUGUAUUUCCAUGUUCUCCUCCAUGGUAUGAAAGUGUAUAUGGAAGUCAACUUGCAAACUAUAGUAUGGGGGGAUCUGCUGGUGGUCUUGCUAGGAUUGAUAACUUUUUCGGCACAAAAUUGUAUACAUCUACUUUUCCUGCUUCUCCAUUGGUAUUUGGCGCUUUUCCAUCACUUCAUUCAGGUCAUGCAACUCUUGAGGCAUUAUUUCUAAGUUGUAUUUUUCCUAAAACUACGCCUUAUUUCGUAAUAUAUGUUCUUUGGUUAUGGUGGUGUACAAUGUAUUUAACACAUCACUAUUUUGUUGAUUUAAUAGGAGGAAGCUGUUUAGCAGUUUUUAUUUUUUAUAUUGCAAGUUACAAUUAUUCAUCUUAUAUGUACUCUAGAAAUCUAUUUCGACGGGAUUAUCAUAAUUCCAUAUAUGAUUUACCUAAAACAGACCCAGAGAUUUCUAAACUUUCCUUUGUUCGAUACAAUCUUCUAGAAGACAAUAAAAUGGAUAGGAUUUCUCAUGAUAAUCAUAUACAAUCUUUUGAUGUCUUGUCUGAAUCUUUAUAUACUAAUAAAUUGUCGAAGGAUUCUUUAUUUUCUAUUUGGGAUGAAGAAACUGUUGGUUAUAUAAAUACACUAAGUUCUUUCCAUGAUGUUGGAAAUUAUGGAGAUAUUGGUAUUGUUAUUAAAUGA
Pneumocystis murina B123 is the source of this 1323-nucleotide messenger RNA. RefSeq lists its product as hypothetical. The record is from RefSeq and is a predicted model, not a curated record. Gene Ontology annotation, cellular component: inositol phosphoceramide synthase complex. Gene Ontology annotation, biological process: inositol phosphoceramide metabolic process; sphingolipid biosynthetic process. The transcript is spliced from 3 exons. Lineage: Eukaryota; Fungi; Ascomycota; Pneumocystomycetes; Pneumocystales; Pneumocystaceae. Bases 1 to 1323 code for a protein of 440 amino acids. Gene Ontology annotation, molecular function: inositol phosphoceramide synthase activity.